This is a messenger RNA of Myodes glareolus (Bank vole), 3176 nucleotides long. The record is from RefSeq and is a predicted model, not a curated record. NCBI's taxonomy places the organism in Eukaryota, Metazoa, Chordata, Mammalia, Rodentia, Cricetidae.
GCGCCCCGUUUCUCCGCGGCCCCCGCUCUCCGCCCCCUUCCCGCUCGCACUUCCCACGCCCCCUCUUCGCGUUCCUCUCCUCCCCUGGCCGCCCAGCCCAGGGCUCCAGCCGCUCCGGAGGAGGCGUGAAUCGCCCAGGAAUAUUGACUAAUUUGGGGUGGGGUGGGGGGACAGUGGGCGAUGGAGCAGCCCGAGGACAUGGCGUCUCUCAGCGAGUUCGACUCCUUGGCGGGCAGCAUCCCGGCUACCAAGGUGGAGAUCACCGUGUCGUGCAGGAACCUCUUGGACAAAGACAUGUUUUCCAAGUCUGAUCCACUGUGUGUCAUGUACACUCAAGGAAUGGAGAACAAGCAAUGGCGGGAGUUUGGACGCACUGAGGUCAUUGAUAACACACUCAACCCAGACUUUGUGCGCAAGUUCAUUGUGGAUUACUUCUUUGAGGAGAAGCAGAACCUCCGUUUUGACCUAUACGAUGUGGACUCCAAGAGCCCGGAUUUAUCUAAACACGAUUUCCUGGGCCAGGCCUUCUGCACCCUUGGAGAGAUCGUGGGGUCCUCUGGGAGCCGCCUGGAGAAGCCCCUCACGAUAGGAGCAUUCAGCCUCAACUCCCGGACAGGCAAACCUGUGCCAGCUGUGUCUAACGGAAGUGGUCUUUGGAUGGAAAGCUUCAGAACCACUGGUCCGGAAGCUUCCGGUGGUGUCCCAGGGAAGAAGUGUGGCUCCAUCAUCCUGUCUGCAGAGGAGCUGAGCAACUGUAGGGAUGUCGCCACAAUGCAGUUCUGUGCCAAUAAGUUGGACAAGAAAGAUUUCUUCGGGAAAUCCGACCCCUUCUUGGUGUUCUACAGGAGCAACGAGGAUGGAACGUUCACCAUCUGUCACAAGACCGAGGUCAUGAAGAACACCCUCAACCCAGUGUGGCAAACCUUCUCCAUCCCGGUGAGGGCCCUGUGCAAUGGGGACUAUGACAGGACCAUCAAGGUGGAGGUUUACGACUGGGAUCGUGAUGGCAGCCACGACUUCAUUGGGGAGUUCACCACCAGCUACCGAGAGCUGGCGCGGGGCCAGAGUCAGUUCAACAUCUACGAGGUGAUAAACCCAAAAAAGAAAAUGAAGAAAAAGAAAUAUGUGAAUUCUGGCACGGUCACACUGCUUUCCUUUGCGGUAGAGUCAGAGAGUACCUUUCUGGACUACAUCAAAGGAGGGACACAGAUCAACUUCACCGUGGCCAUUGACUUCACUGCCUCCAAUGGGAACCCCUCGCAGUCCACGUCCCUGCACUAUAUGAGCCCCUACCAGCUGAACGCCUAUGCGCUGGCGCUGACCGCCGUCGGGGAGAUCAUCCAGCAUUACGACAGCGACAAGAUGUUCCCUGCCCUGGGCUUCGGGGCCAAGCUGCCCCCUGACGGCAGGGUGUCACAUGAGUUCCCACUGAACGGCAACCAGGAGAACCCCUCAUGCUGUGGCAUCGAUGGCAUCCUGGAGGCCUACCACAGCAGCCUGCGCACGGUGCAGCUCUACGGCCCCACAAACUUCGCCCCUGUAGUCACCCACGUAGCCAGGAAUGCUGCCACCGUGCAGGACGGCUCCCAGUAUUCUGUUCUGCUCAUCAUCACUGAUGGCGUCAUCUCUGACAUGGCGCAGACGAAGGAGGCCAUCGUCAAUGCUGCCAAACUCCCAAUGUCCAUCAUCAUUGUUGGCGUGGGCCAGGCUGAGUUCGAUGCCAUGGUGGAGCUGGACGGGGAUGACGUGCGGAUCUCCUCCCGGGGGAAACUGGCUGAACGGGACAUCGUCCAGUUCGUGCCCUUCCGGGACUACGUGGACCGUACCGGCAACCACGUGUUGAGCAUGGCCCGCCUGGCCCGGGAUGUGCUGGCCGAGAUCCCCGACCAGCUGGUGUCCUACAUGAAGGCACAGGGCAUCCGCCCACGCCCACCACCCGCCGCACCUGCUCAGUCACCCCCACAGUCCCCCGCCCACUCACCUCCUGAGUCCCCCCUCCACACGCAUAUCUGAAACUCGCAGGACCAGGGGCCUGGAGGCUGAGACCUCCUCACUUUCCUUGUGGUCGCCUUCCCAGACUCUUCUUGGAGGGCUGGCAGGAGAUGGGGUGUCCAUGGCCUCACCCCACCUCCUGGCCUCAAUUUCCCACCCAAAUCCAGGGAACUGGGGGUGGUAUAGAAGACAAGGGGUACAUAAGAUUCUGCGGUUGAGUAGACUCCCCUAGCCUGUGUUGGAUAACCCCAGACUCCCCUAUUCUUGCAGUCCAACUGGCCUCCUCCAGCUCCCCUCCCCUCUUGCCAUAGUGUCUAGUGUCCCCAGUCCCUUGAGAUCCCCUGUCCUGUGUCCAGGGAACCCCAGGCUGAUGGGCUACCAGGGAUGUGUGACUGACUUUCUUAGGGACACCACUUGUAAGCAGAGCCUGUGAGCCAUCAGGGACUGUGAUGGGGGCAUGUUUGCAGAGAGUCAGUCCCUUGGCAGUCCUCAAAGGCUCGGUGGUAUGCUAGAAUGUUCUAGAUGCACAUUUGCAGCCUCACUGGAGCUAUCACAGGUAGCUUGUGGCAUUAAGAUGUCUCCUGCUCACCUGGGAGGCCACUCACCUGCAGGGCAUAGGGUCAGCACCUGCACUCUCUGUCUUGCUUCCUCUCUGCCCUUCAGUGGCUCUGGGGCCAGAGACAGGAGCCCUGAGCACCAGCCUGACCCCACCCAGCGCAGCCUCUGCUCUCUGGACCUCAGUGUCCACGCCUCCGUGACGACAGGAUUGGUCAGGUGUUCCAGCGUUUCCUGAGCCAUCCUGAGGGUCCAUUCCAUUCCACACCCAGCCUCCCCAUCCCCUCCUCAUGACCGCCGUCCACACCCAGGUUAUCUAGACUCUGGGGUUACCCCGUUGCAUCCUGUCUCCCACACCCCAGCCCUUCAGAGCUCCUGCCCUUGCCGUGGGAAGGUGGCAAGGAACUUUCCACCUAAGGUUACCCCACUGGCUACCAUCCUUUGUCCACUGGGGCAGGUCUUGCAUGUGUCCCUUGUGCCGCAUGGAGUCCCCGCCCACCAUCUCCCAUCCCACCCGCCUCUGUCAUGCAUGAUGAUGGUGGUGUUUCUGCUGUCUGGUCCUGUGCCUGUCUGAGACCGUCUCUGUGGAAAUUGCCUUAAACUGAAGUAAACUGGUUCUUUUAGUAGGA